AUGAAAUUUGUGGCUGCAGAUUUAGGACAAGUUUUGGAAUUCAAGAACAAGACCCCUUUGAUUGUGGUGGACUUCACUGCUUCAUGGUGUGGACCAUGCCGUUUCAUUGCCCCAAUCUUGGCGGAGCUGGCCAGGAAGACCCCGGAGGUCACAUUCCUGAAGGUGGAUGUUGAUGAGCUGAAGAAAGUUGCUGAGGACUGGGCUGUGGAGGCAAUGCCUACCUUUAUGUUUCUUAAAGAAGGCAAGAUUGUCGGUGCUAACAAAAAUUUGAGCUUGUGCUCAAAGUAGGCCAACAUGCUGCUGCAGCUGCAACUGCAUCUGCUUGGUAUUAUCUGGAGAGAAUAUGAACCUCCUACUGCUUUAGUGUUCUUUUAUGUGUGUGUAUAUUGCUACCAUAGUUUCCCUUGUUAUGUGAACCAUCUGUGAAUGCUUAAGAUGUUCAGAAUCUUAAGAUGAUAUUCUAGCUAUGCAAUGUAUUAAAUUGAGUC
This is a messenger RNA of Rosa chinensis, 488 nucleotides long. RefSeq names its product thioredoxin H-type-like. The record is from RefSeq and is a predicted model, not a curated record. NCBI's taxonomy places the organism in Eukaryota, Viridiplantae, Streptophyta, Magnoliopsida, Rosales, Rosaceae. Bases 1 to 288 code for a protein of 95 amino acids. The transcript is spliced from 2 exons.